Molecule: messenger RNA, 925 nt
Organism: Gopherus evgoodei (Goodes thornscrub tortoise)
Lineage: Eukaryota; Metazoa; Chordata; Testudines; Testudinidae
Product: potassium channel subfamily K member 16-like
Exons: 5
Coding region: 1-918 (305 amino acids)
Biological process (GO): potassium ion transmembrane transport; stabilization of membrane potential
Cellular component (GO): membrane
Molecular function (GO): potassium ion leak channel activity
Source: RefSeq, a predicted model, not a curated record
AUGUUCAGUGACAAAAUCCACACUGGUUUGCUGGUGGUCAGUUACGCCAUCUACCUACUCUUUGGUGCGAUCGUAUUCCGGGCUCUGGAGAAGAAUGCGGAGCUAGAACAGAAAAGGGCAGUAAUCCAAAUGAAGGAGGCAUUCCUGCAGAACUUCGCCCACCUCACUGUGGCAGAUGUUGAGCGGUUUGUGAAGAACCUGACUGCCGCAGUGCAGAGAGGAGUAUAUCCAAUAGGAAAUGAAUCACAGACUGAGGUCAGCAACUGGGAUUUGAGUAACUCCUUCUUCUUUGUGGGCGCAAUGGUAUCCACAAUAGGCUAUGGCACCCAGUGUCCUAAAACGGUUGCUGGCCAGAUCUUCUGUGUCUUUUUUGCUUCAUUUGGAAUUCCUUUGACUAUUGUUUUCCUGCACCGGGUCAGUAAGAUGCUUUCUCUGCUGUGUGAAAGGCUUGGGAGAUGUCUGUAUGAGAGGGGAAUGAAAAAGAAGAAGAUCAAGUUUCUGACCCUUCUCUUCUUCCUGGUGAUGGGCAUUCUAGUGUUCCUGGGUCUGCCAUCAGUUGUCUUCCAGGUGGUGGAGGGCUGGUCCUACAGUGAAGGAUUUUAUUUUGCAUUUAUCACCCUGAGCACUAUUGGCUUUGGAGAUUACGUAGUAGGUAAACAGCCUGACGGGAAUUAUCCUUCCUAUUACCGAUCUUUGGCGGCCAUUUGGAUUAUCUUUGGCCUGGCCUGGAUUGCUCUUCUGUUUAAUUUAUUGACAAAGUUAUUGGAAGACACUGAAAAAAAAAUUGCCCAGGAUCUUCACAAAAGGGGAAAGACAAUGAGGAAAACUAGAAAAGAUAUCAGCCCGCUGGAUUUAUUGCUGCAGAAGAACCAUCAUUACAGGGUUCUGGAGGAGAUGCACAGAAGACAGUGUCUCUAGCAGCACA